UGCUUUUCAAACCAAUCCACUGUGAAGUCAGUUUAAUAGGUCUGAUCAGUAUUUGUAUUUUUGAAAAAUAAAAGGACAAAACAGAAGAGUAAGUAUUGCUCAUGAAAUUCCUUAAAUAUAUAUACGUGUGUGCGUGCGCGUGUGUGUAUGCGCGCGCGCAAGCUGCAUAAUGGACUGUGAUGUAAAAUGUAUACCUCAUUAUACCUCAUGUUCCAAAAAGUCUGAAAGCUACUGCUUUACGUGAUACAUAGAAGAGAUGCUCCAAGUUUGCAAGACGCCAGGACUCAACCAAAGAUCUGACAGAUCUGAUAUGCAAGCAUUUUCUGCAGUAUUCUGAAUAGCAUAGUUGCCUGAUUGAGGAAGUCAAGACUUAUGACUUACCAAAUACAUGGCAGUAAAGUCGGAGAUUCAUAUCGUUGGGGAAGGAUUUAGUUUGGAAAGGCUUCAAGGAGGAAUGGGACCUUGAGUUAGUUUAUAAAAGACGGAUGGAUCUGGAUGGCAGUGAGGAAGGGGUGCUGGCUGAUUUUGUGUCUAUAGAAGGACGAAGUGAAGAAUGAAUUGGAUAAUGGCAGUGAUAUUUAAGAAUCAUUUAGAAAGGAAAAAAUAAAUAUCAAGUUGGGGGAAGAGAAUUGCAGUAGAAUUUCAGCCUGGACUGAAAUAUCAUACUGGUUCUUCAGAGGAAUUAACCCUGACCGUGUCAAUACUCUGAGCUCUGACGGCAUCACCCUUCCCCCACCAGUGGGAACACUACCCAAGAGAGAGCUCUGGAGUGCUCCUGAAGAGAAAUUCCAUGGGGACUGUACCUGACCCUCUGAGAUCAGCUAAAAUUUCCUUGAUUGCAGUUUCCGGAAAAGAAGAGGAUCUAGGAGAGCUGCAGGCUGCCUCACCUCAGCAUCAACCAGCUCUCCUGUGUAAGAAUGCCAAUGGCUUUUCUGGUACCACUGCAGAAGCAGACCUCAGCCCCAGGGCAGCUGCUGAAGCCCUGAUGCAGGCUUGUGAGCAUGAGACCACCCAGCCAGCUAUGUCUUCUCCUGGUGUCUUCAAUGAAGUGGAGAAAGCAUCUGCCACAUUCAACUCUCCAGGCAAUCUCCAGCUGCCAGGGAGCAGCGAGCCUGCAGCACCAGCUGCAAAUUCUGCAGCAGAAAGGGAUCUUAUACACACACCAAUGACAAUGCCAGCCAGUCAGCACACCCGCCAGUCCAUCCCAGGUGAUCAGCCCAAUGCCAUCACCUCAUCCACGCCUGAAGAUUCCCUGAUGAGAUCACAGAGAACCUCAAAUAGAGAGCAAUCUGAGAAACCAAGUUGUCCUGUGGGAGACAUCCUCAGUAGCAGCAAAGAUCAGGUGUCCUAUGAAUUUCCUUCUCCCGAAGCAAUCCAGGGAACAGUGCAGACUCCAGUGACAGCAGCCAGGGUGGUCAGUCAUUCAUCCUCUCCUGCAGGUGGACCUGAAGGGGAAAGGCAGGGAGCCAUCUGUGACACUGAAAUGAGAUCCUAUAAACCUCUAACUAGAGGAUCUGAAUGUUCAGAGAACAAGCAGCCCUCUGUCACUGCCUCAGGCCCCCAGGGCACAACUUCAGUGACACCUCAACCAUCCCCUGUCACUAGCAGACCUUCGGCAUGCCCUCCAGGUCCAGGGAAGGUGCUGCUCCCAGCACAGCAUCAGAUGUCAAGGUUCAAAGAAGCCAGCACGAUGACCAACCAAGCUGAAAGUGAGAUCAAGGAAGUUCCCAGCAGGGCUUGGCAAGAUGCAGAGGUGCAGGCAGUGGCACAUGUGGAGAGCAGAUCCGUCUCCACCAGCCCCAGUAUCCUCACUGCAUUCCUGAAGGAAAGCCCUGCUCCUGAGCAUUUUGAACAAGAGCAGCUGCGUGUCAUUUGCCACAGCAGUGGGAGCCACACACUGGAGCUCUCUGAUAGCAUACAAGCCCCCCAGGAGUCCAGUAGGUGCCCUGCCAUCAUGCCACAGGUACACAUUCAGGCAGCUGCAACUGUUUCUACAGCUUUCCAACAGGAAAAUAAACUAGUGAGCCUACCAGAUGAGGUCCUUAAAAUCUCAUCAAUCAAUUUGGCCUCCAGUAAUGCCCAGGAUACGUUUAAAGAAGAUGGGAGGUUAGCAGGAAUGAGUCCAAUGAGGGAAGAAUCAACUUAUAAAAAGCUUGCAGGUACUAAUUCCAGCUCCCUGAAAUCUAGCACCAUUGACCAGAUUUCUAUCAGUGCAUGCAGUCAAGCUGAAACAAGUUAUGGAUUGGGAAAAUUUGAAACCAGGCAGUCUGAGUUUGCAAAGAAAACUACAAAUGGCCACAAAACAGAGUCAGAUUGCAAACUAUCUGACUCUUGUGGCUCUGCCGGCAAAUCUGACCAUUCUGGGAGCUUGGAUCCCACAAAUAAAGGAGGUGCAAGGGAAAAGAAGCCUGCAUCUCCCCAGAUAGUAAAAGAAAAAGAGUCCACUGGCACCAAAACCUCGGAUGCCAAAACCCUACUGCUCAAUCCUAAAUCUCAAGAAAGUGGAGGCACAGAAUCAGCUGCUAAUCCUACACCCUCCCCAGUUAGGAACAACCAGGAGAGCACCUUAGAAGAAAACAGACAGACCAAGACAGCCACAAGCCUCAGCCUGCCAUCUGAUCCCAUGAGUGACUCCAGCCCAGGUUCCAGCAAGAAGACGCCAUCUCGCUCCGUCAAAGCCAGCCCACGCAGGCCCAGCCGCGUCAGCGAGUUCCUCAAGGAGCAGAAGUUAAAUGUGACAGCAGCUGCUGCUCAGGUAGGACUCACUUCGGGAGAGAAGAAAAAGCAGCUUGGCGCGGACUCCAAGCUCCAGCUGAAACAGUCCAAGCGUGUCAGGGACGUGGUGUGGGAUGAGCAGGGAAUGACCUGGGAGGUGUAUGGUGCUUCCUUGGACGCAGAGUCCCUGGGAAUCGCAAUCCAGAACCAUUUACAAAGACAAAUCAGGGAACAUGAGAAAUUAAUCAAAACUCAAAAUAGCCAGACCCGGAGAUCCAUCUCCUCAGAUACUUCUUCAAAUAAGAAGCUCAAAGGAAGGCAGCACAGUGUUUUCCAGUCCAUGCUGCAGAACUUCCGACGCCCCAACUGCUGCGUCCGUCCUGCCCCUUCUUCUGUGUUAGAUUGAAAGGAAAUAUUUAUGGGAGUUUUUGUAUAAAUUUAUGGUAUUCACAUGUGUCCGUCUGUGUCAAAGCUUGCUUAGUUGCUUUUUUUUUCCCUGCAAGACCAGGAAGGAAAAGCAAGUAUUCACUGUAAGAAAUUGCUAUUAAAAAUUGACCUAGAGCUCUAUAAACAAAAAUGUCAUUUCAAUUUGAAAGAAGGAACAGGAGAGGAGAAACAAGCUUCACUGAAGGUUUGCAAUCUUAAUUAAUUGAAAAUAAUACUCACUGGGUUUUUAAAAAUAUGAUGUUGCUCGUAGAGAGAGCAUUAUUAUUAUAUUAUUAUACAUGUAUCAUUUUGUAUUACUGCCUCAGCUUAUCACACAAUAAUUUCCAUUAAAAUCCCUGCUUCAUAUUGGAAGUAGCAAAAACACUAUUGGCAAAAAACAGUGUUAUAAUUUCUAGUCCUGUUGCAAUAACAAUGCUGUAACCACACAAAUUUUAAAUAGGUGAUAAGAAUCAUAACGAAAAAUAAAUUGAGAAAAAACUGGAUUCAUUCCUAGGCCAGAUAACAUUAAAUAUACCAACUGUGAUUUAAUGUUUGUAAACAUCUGCAGACAACUUUUGUAUAAACCUUCUUACAGCUGUUAAUAAAUAUAAGAAAGUUACAUUAGGAACAUUAGCUAAGCUUUUGAAUGUGAAAACUGCCUACAUUAAACAUAGAUUUAUAUAGACAUAUUUUCCUGCACUGAACACAAGGUGCAUCUUUGUGAUUCUGACCGGACAUAUUCAUAUUUUCUUGCCCUAGAGGAAGUACAUGGGACUGAAUUCUUGAAAGAAUCAUCAAAUUAGGGAUAAUACUAAAUUGAUAUUGUACAAGUGUUCUCCAGUGAUAUUCUACUGAGGAUGCUAAGAUUUUGGUAAGGAACUAUAAAUAGCAGAUUACCAAACACUGCUUUUUCUGUGAUGAUAAAAACCUCAUAAGCAACAAAAACAAUGUUUAGUUUAGACUUCUGUAAACAGGAUGCAAUUUGUGAUUAUUUUUAAUUGGGUGCAAUAACUUCCAAUAACAAAUCUAGUCAACACCAAAUUAGAACAUGAGCUCCUUUUCAGUUUUUGUACAUAGACUAUCAUCUAAUUGCUUAAGUGUAUACUCUGGAGUAAAAAGGUAACUUCAGCAAACUUAUUGAUUUUAAGAGAAAUACCCUUCAUAUUCUUCAAACCCAAUGAAAGAAGAGGCCUUUACAAAAACAUGGCUUAUGCUUUGGGUGGAAUAUGCUCCUUGGGAACAUAGGCACCUGUCUGACUUCAGACCUCACGUGUCUCCGGAAGAGAAGCAUGUUCCAAGACACACGAGUAUCCUCCAAGGCACUGGCCUGGAUGAGCAGCAGUGGCUUGAGCGGGUAGCGUGGAAAGAAGGAAGGAACAACGGCCCUGGGAAGGCUUCCCUUCCUGCAGAUGUUGUGGGGAGAUUGCUGGUCUCCAUUUGGCAUUUAGAAAACCAGACUUAGAUGCUGGAGGGGCACCAAUUGCCUUCUCUGAACUCAUUCCCCAAGAUGAGCUAGAAAAGAGUACCUACCUAACCAUGAGUAUUCUCUCCAGAGACUCAUGUUUCCCGUGGGUACAGUCAAUUCACAGUAUCUGUUCUGGCUUUUUUCAACUUAAAUUCUGUUUUACACAUUCUGAACAUAUGCAGGGAAGAAAACCAUUCCUGAACUUGAACAGCACAAGCUACACCCGGCACAACCUAAAUUAAUAAAAAGACUUUGAUUUAUUUUGAAGCAAUUUAACUGUAGACAAAGCUUGCAUUCGUCAACCAGUAUUCUCAGAGCCUGAGAAUCGUUACAGUUUUUCUAUUUGGAACUUAGGAGGAAUUUUUUAAUAAGGCACAUUUUUCAGUUUCUUACUGAUUGGUAUCUAUUAAGAAUACUAUGUAAUGUCAAAAUUGCCAUCAAAUUACCAAGCAAAUUACUAUUAAUGAUUAGAGAUUUAGCCUAAAGUUCUCUGUUUGGGCCUUAAAUACCCAUUUGUAGCCGUGUUUGUGUCACUUCUGUCUCAGAUGCCUCUGCCAGAACAUAACCUCUCUGCUGGUUUCUGCUCACUGGUGUCUCCUUCCCACGUGGGCAUACAUGCUGUGUAUACACAGAGUACAGCCUGUGUACACAGUAGCAGCUGUCAACAGUGCCUACUCCAGAUGGGUGGGCCCCAGGUAAUCCUCUGCUGUGAAGUGGCUAGAACAGGCUGUCCCUGCAUUAAAAUAGGCAAGAAAAAGGAAUUUCGCAUCUGAUAAUAAUAUUUAUUUUCACAACUUUAGAGUAACCACAUGAUUUGUAAACAGUUAAAUGAGGCAAAGGCCUGAGAGAGUUGUAGACAUUUGUCUCACAUUAAAUAUAUCAGAAUUGCUAGAUUUGCUGUUGUAGUUAUGCCACUCAAAACUUUAAGAAAAUUUGUUUAAUGCACUAAGUUUAACUGGUUUUCUUUGGUGCUAGAACCAAAUUCUUUAUUUCUACAACACUCAAAAGAUUAUCACAAAAUAUUACAAAAAUAUUGUUUGUUUUGUUGCUCAUUAAAUCCUAUAGAACUAACAGCUUUUAAGGACAAUAACAAAUAUAUCUUCAGAUGGAUUAAUAAGAUAGGAACCUAUUCAAGACAGCAGCAUUUUUAUAUUGUGAUACCUAUCCUAAGUACUCUCACAAUAAAACCUUACUUAAGAAUUUUCCUUCACAUCAAUCUGUGACGUAGCAUUAGGUGUUUAGUAUUCCUCAUUUGUGAAACCUAAGGUUCAUUCAAAAAUUAAGUUGCAAAACGGUUUUUAUGGCAGACUCUUUGAACUUGCUCAGUUCUUUCCUUACUUUACCUGCAUGACACACGUUGGGUUGAAAGUUAUUUCGUUUUACCCUUCAUUUCUUUUAGAUAUAAUUUGGUUCCUUUUCAUGCAUUUUAUUUUUGAAAUAUAGACAGGAAAUAUUUUAUUAAAUCAAGAAUAAGAAACAUUUCUUAAACCAGUAGUAAAAAGAUGAACUCCAUGCCUGAAAGACAGUUCAACAUUUAAAAUAUUAAGAUGCCAUACCAUUUAACAAGUGAAUACUAAAAAUUUUUAAUUACAAGAUUGAUUGAUUGUUCUAUUUUUAUGAUCAUGAGAAAAAUGUCACAGCUUUAGCUGUCAUGUUUAUCUCGAAUGCUUUUCUAAUUAUGUCUUUCUGGAUUACUGACUUUGAAUACCACAGACCAACUACUUUACAUAGAGUAAUACACUGAUUAACCAUUGUGCUUUGGGUCAGUGGCAAGAGUUGAACACCCUGUUACGUCAAGUUUAACCAGAAACCUUUUGUUCGCGUCUGAAAUGAAAUAUUUAUAAAAUGUGUUAGUAUGUUUCCUACCUUGAUAAGUUCACCUAUAUUGAAUGUAAUUUGAUCUUUGAUAAUUUUUUUAAUCUUGAGAAUUCUCUGAUACUGUUUUGAAUAUCAGUGUUCAUCGUGUUAUAAGGUUAAACAUCAACAUUGAAAUAAAUUGGACUGAAUAUGCAUGUGUAACACAUACCUUAUAGGCUGGAUUUCAGAACCAAAUUAACAGGAGCUUGCUGUCUUAAAGUAGAAAGCAGAAGAGGAAAAUAGCAUUCGUUUGUAUUCCAGCAUAUUGAGGGUUCACUGUUCCUAGCUUAUACUAAUGUUUUUUCCUCUCAUUUCUGGGAAUGCCUGUCAUUCUGGGAAUCCCUGUAUAUAUCAUACCAAGAACAGAGUAUGACGUGACUUUAAAAUGUGUUUACAGAGGAUAUAUGCAAGUGUGCUGUUAAUAUAAAUUGUGUGGCCUUUGCUGCAUCGACUUUGUUACUGUUUUGCUGCCGAAAUGUGAGAAAUGUGUCUUCUCUUCCUCCUACAUAUUGUGCCAAAUGUUUAAAAUUUUGUCUACUUCUAGUAACAUAUAAUUCACCAUAUCCCUUGUCUACUUUUAUGAAUCAGUAUAAGGUAAAACAAUACAUUAAGAUAAGGUUUGCAUAUAUGUAUAUGUGUUUUUAUUGAAAACAGGGGACUUGUAGCCUUGUGUAGACCUCUACCUGCCUGAUUUACUAAUUAUCUGUAAUACUGUCACAGAGAUGAUGCUGUUUACUCUCUCCUGUUUUGUUCUAAGUGGUGUUUGAGAAAUAAGACCUGUGAAUUUCCCUUUGUGAUAGAACAGUGAACUCAGCAGUAUCUUGGAUAAGUGAGCCGACUACCUUGUCCCCGCACCGUUUUUGUGUAUAUGGUGAAUUCAGAAGUCAAAUGUCCCCUUCUGUGUUUGUUAAUUUACAUAUGUAUCUGAGCAUUUUGUUUUCUGUUAGCAAUGCUUCUUGACGUUGUGCGUGGUUCUUUGUGGUUGAUUCUCUCCAAAUUCGGGUCAGCUGCUGCCACCUGGCAAAUAACAGGAAAUAUGCUGAAUCUCCUGUCCAUCCUUGUAACGAUAUCCUUCUUAAUGAAAUUCUUCAACUGGCUAAUUACUAAUGUCAUCUGUGCAGACACAUGGGCUUCAGGAUGUCUACAAUAUUUUAGACAUUUUUGCAAACAGGGGAAAAAACAGUCUUGUAAAUACUGAAACAGAUUUCCAUGAACUUUAUCCUACUCUUGGAAAGAAAACAAUUCUCCUUGGCUGCAGAAAUCAAAUAAGCUUGGCUUGCAAUGACCAAGGACAUAAAUGAAGAUUGAUUGAAGUGGAAAAAUUCUGCCUCCCAAGUGAUCAGUGACAUCUGCCAGAGGUCAUUACAGCUAUUUUUACUGUGAACAGUCACUAGCUAAACUACUCACUUGCCACAACCAAAUAACCUCUCAAAGUAAAUCCAGUACAUCUGUACAUCUGUAUAUACAUAUAGAUAGCAGGAACAAACAAUCCUGAAACAUUACUUUUGGCUAUUAAGUAAAUCAAAGUGAUGAUAAUUAUAAAGAACAUUCAAAUAACCAUGGUCCUUGGUGAAAUGACUUGUGGUGGCCAGAAUGGUGCAACCAGAUGUAAUUUACAAGUUUUUUUUUAAGACCCAAGUAUCUCAGAUACUUAUCAUGAGAAUAAAGACUGUUGAAUAUGAAAUUAAAGCCAAGCAAUAAUGUGCCAAAAAGAGGCAGUUAUACCAGCAAAUGCAUCUAUUAUGGGCACACCAUUAUAUAAUGUUGGUUUGCUUUAUGAAGACUGACUGUAACCCACAGGAUAAAAUAAGUGAAGGCAUAGUUUCUGCUUUCUUCCUGGAAAAACUUGUUUAGAAGCUUCAUAAAGAGGUACAGCACAAGUGACCAUUCAUAAGAAUACAGUUGGCAUCCCUGUUGUGCUAGCCAAGACAAAAGUGGAACCAUUCAAAGUCCUGCUGGCUUAAAACUCAAGACAGCUCCAACCAAAAGUUUUGUUGAAAUGGAGACUUUAAAUUUAUGGUAAUUACUCUCUCUGGACACUAGCAUGUAGAAAGCAAUUCAAUUAACUCUGCCCAUAGGAUUACCAGCUUUAGCUGUGAAAAAAAGUGGGCUCCUGGAUGUAAAAUCAUUAAAACAUGAGUACUUGUAUCCAAAGAGGCUUCAAAUGACGCCUUACAGAAAAUGAUGUUCCAGAUGGGCAGUUCUAAAUGCCAAGUCUUUAUCAAGUAUCUUUCUGAUCCAAGUUCAAAAUUAAUUGGCUGCAAAAUAGUAGGAAUAAAAAUCUCGUAUUUUACACUUUAGAAAAAGAUACUGAUGAUGAACCAGCGUGGUGAUAAUUAUGAUUAGAUACCCCAGUGAUUUAAGCAAGUUAGGAAGAAUUAAAUGGGAGAGAAAUGCUAACAACUUUCUUGAUCUCUUAACUAGGACGAUGCCAUCCAUUUAUUUCUGAGGCAAAAAUUAUACCUUGUUUUUUAACAUCGCUGCUAGUGUUGUUUGUUGCUUUAAAAAUUGUGUCUCUUUAGAAAAACUCUAGCAGUUAAAUAAUUUUUUCUGAUUCAUAGCAUUGCUUUUAAUAACAUGUGAAGGCUGCGUAUAGAACAAACUAUAUAAAAUGAGUAGAAAGGGCUUACUCAUGUUAAUCGGCAUCCUUAAUGAUUUUUUAGAUUCCUUAACAUUUAUUUUAGAUCACUUCAAGUAACUUACUUUUCCUAAUGUUUUCCAUCAUGUCUUAAAAUGAUGCUUGUAUAUCAGGAGAUUGCAGUAUUAUAAUCACAGUCUCCAAUCCCUAGAGGAGAGGAGAAAAUAAUUCUUGUUUUAAGGGCCAUUAGAGAUACCUUUUAUUGAGGUUGAGAAAGGUCAACAAGAAAAAUAUAUACUAGCAAUUACUAAAUUUCUAAAUGUGUUUAUCUCUGCUGUACUAAUGUGUGAACAAUAUGUUGUGCAUAAUACUGUAGCUGGUUGUGGUAUGUCAAUACAUUCUGUGAGUGUGUACAGUCUGAGUGAUGGUUUUCUAUUUUUAUGUGUAGAAAAAAAUAACUUGUCUCCCAUUUAAAGGUCAAUUUCUAUCAUCAGGUAGGCACAUGUACAUACGUGAAAAAGCCAACAAAAGUGUCCACAUGUAUUCAAUAACAGAAUUUGUUCUUUUAUUUUUGAAGGUCAGAAGGGCUGUUCAAUUUGUUUUGUUUUUUUAUCAUCUCCUUGAGUAGGUGCAUAAUUAUCACAAAGGCUGCAUAUAGUAAUCAGUACAUUGGCAUAUUAUUAAAUAUGCCAGGGCUAAUUACCAUGCCAUCAGUCACAGGUAAGGUCAGUUCUUUGACCACUGGGAUGAUUUACAUUCCUCACACAUCCUCUCUGUGUUAAGUGUGUGAUUAGGAUGUACAUACUAUGGGUGUGAUUGUGUACAUACCUUGUAUGAAUUAUCUAAAUCCUCAAAACAGUUGCAGGAAAGAGGGAAGAUGAAAUCGUUGUUCAAAGGCCUCAAAAGGGCUAGUCAAUAUAUAAUUUCAUUUCUACACAUAAAAAUGUAAAUAGCUUAUCCACAUACAUAUGCACACAUAAUGCAUUUUAUUUAUACUAUUAUAUUCAAAUAAAUCACCAAUUAAAACAAUGAAUUGAAAGCUACAUCUUUCCAUGACUGCUCUGUUUUACAAAUAUUAAUAUUGGAUUAGAUGCCUCUCACUUAAUGGUGUUACUCCCUGGUAACAGACUUUGUGCUAAGAAAAAUAUGGCUCCCAAGGCAUCUGAAGCACAGACUGUUACCUGAGUAGCUACAGAGAAUUAAUGCUGUUCCUUAAGCACCUAAUUUUAUAUCUGGAAAUGGCAAACAGUGGUGAAAACCAAUGAGACUCCUUUUGGACAUGUAUCAACGUGUUGAUUUACACAAACCAAUAAAAGCCCUACAUUUUUUGGAGAUAGAUCCCUAGAUUUCAAGCAUGUAUAAUUACUCAAAGUGGAUAUCAUUACAGGCAUUCUUCUCUUGAGCUCAGCAAAACUAUGCUUACCAACACCAAAGAGAAACCAAAGAUUUAAAUGAAAAAAAAAAGUGCAGAUGAUGCUAGUGAGAUAAUAGGAUAUGAGCAAUGAACCCUUGGGUGGGGUUCCAGGGCACUUAAAUUGCCUCAUAUCUUGAGUUCCUUAAGAUGGACUCAAAUAAAAAUUAUUAUCAGUAAUAGGUGACACUGUGUGGACUAGGUAACAUGUUAGAAUCAUUAACUGGCAAGUGUCUCUGGACAAGAUUGGUCAGCUUAUCAAAGUUCCAACCAGUGAAUUGAUAUUUUUCUAAUUCAUCUCAUUUUUUCUCAAAGGAAAUGCUCUAUUAGGGAUCAAAAAGUCGGAUCUGGUUCUCACACCUAAUACAAUUUGACCCUGAUUCCUUGACACUAAAAACUAUGUUGGUUGGGUAUUGGAUUGAAAAUAUGAAUGGAGGCCAGGUGCAGUGGCUCAUGCCUGUAAUCCCAGCACUUUGGGAGGCCAAGAUGGGUGGAUCGCCCGAGGUCAGGAGUUCAAGACCAGCCUGGUCAACAUGGCAAAACCCCCGUCUUUAUAAAAUACAAAAAUUAGCUGGGCAUGGUGAUGUGUGCCUAUAAUCCCAGCUACUCACAGAGAAUCGCUUGAACCCAGGAGGCGGAGGUUGCAGUGAGCCAAGAUCAUGCCAUUGCCCUCCAGCCUGGAAGACAGGGCAAGACUCCAUCUACAAAAAGUACCAGAAUCACCCCUUGAUAGAGAAUUUCAUCUGGCAAAGUACAAACAACCACUUCUCAGUAGAAAGUUAAGAAUAACAUUUAAAUACAUAUUCGUGUUUUAAAGAAUCAAUGUGUCAUCUUUAUAUAUGAAAUAAAAAUGAAAGAUUAACCGGCUAUAAGAACACUACGAUUACAACUAGAGUGGCAGUGUUUUUUAACUGCUAAAGGUAUACAUGUUUAUAAGUGCAGCAUACCUGAAAUCUUGAUGUUUGUCAAUACUUACUUACUGUUGCUUAAAAGAUAAACUUAUGUGAUUAUUUUUGAAAGAUGUAUAUUAACUUAAAUAAUACCCAGAAAAACUGUAACUUUCAAUAAGAGAAUCAUUUAUGUGUGUAAAUACUCAGCUGAGAAAGAUCAAAAGUAUAGUAUAGUAUGAAAUCACUUAAGACAAAAAUAUUCAAAAUGGAAAUUCCAUUUAUGAAUGUAUCAAUAUUCAAAUCUAAAGUUAUGUUUUUUAUAAUGUUUAUGUACAAAUGUCAUAAAAUCAUUUAAGAAAGUUCUCAUCCUCCAGAUAUUGACCAAUAAAACUUAACUUCCUAGACAAAAGAAGAAAUGUUAUAAUUUAUACGAAGAUGGAGAAAGCUUUUGGAAUUACAUAUACUUACACCUUCAUUUUGGAUUUGAUUUUUGAAUGGAUGCUUAAAAUUCCUAAAUUCAACUAAUGACUUAGUUUUGCCCUCAAAAAAUUUAGAAUAUUAUUUUUUCACAUCUCACUUGGCAUAAUAAAUGUAAUAUAGAAUACAAUUUAUUCUGUUUUUUUGUUAGUGUUGUUAUUGUUUUUUCCACUGCUAUUUAAAUCAUUCUUUUAACCGUGGAUAUGCAGAAUCAGUUGAUUUUCCAUGUGACACACUUCUGCCAAGAAUCUGCUGUGGAACUGGAAGUAUUUGCAAUGAAAGAACUUUUUUCUUUAAUUAAAAUAGAAUUCCCAUAGAAUUAACAAUGCCUCCUGGUCAUCAAAACAAGAUUUUUCCUGCUCUGGGCACAGCAGAAUGUAUGUGUCGUUUGUGUGUGUGUGUGUGUGUGUGUGUGUAUGUGUGUGUGUGUGGGUUGUUUGGUGAGAGUGAUGAGGGCGGAGCAUGGUGAAAAUGCAGGCAGGGGGUGAGGUAACGGCUGGGUGGGGCUCCAGGGCACUUAGAUUGCCUUAUUGUCCAGGCUUAGCUGCCUCUUGCCCGGAGCCAUCAGGUGUCUGCUGUGUAGUCCAGCCUUUCUGCCUACUCCUGAGAAAAUAAAUUGGGAUCCUGCAGUUUGGGUUCUUAGAAGGAGAUGGAAAGCCCAGCCAUAUCCUCCAGUUUGACUUGACCAGCAGUAAAACUAACACAUUUUGAUCCCUUUUUGCCUUCUUGAAUGUCUUCAAUUCAUUAAAGAUCUGUAAAGAAGGAGAGGUACAAGGUAUAUGAAACCCAAAUCUCAAAACAAUGAUUUAGUGAAUUUUCCAUGAACUUUAAACAGUGAUUGCUUCAAAAUUUCCAAAAGCCAUACUCUCCCUCCAACUGCUGUGUGUGUGUAUAAAUGCCCACUAUUUUAAUCUAAAAUGGUGCCCUGUGGCUGCCACUAUAUAACUCUUGCACACUUAGACAUUUAUUCUUGGCCAAAUUAAGCCUCAUGCAUUUCCAAAGCUAUAAAUGCCAUUGAUGGAGAAGUUAGAUCUUGCAAGUUUCAGGAGGGCUGAGAUAGUUUGUCUUACGCCUAUAGCUGCUCACGUCCCACCAACAGGUGUUUGUUUCAUUAGGUGCCAUUUCCAGCCAAAUGUUCUCACUCUUCUACAUCUUCAAUGUUGAGUAGCAAACAGAAGAACAUCUUUUUUAGCAUAGUCUUGCUUCACUGGACUAUGUGAACUCAAAAUACCUCUUGUUUCUUGUGAAGGGUUUGCAUUUUAUAAACCAUGUAAGAUCACUUUUGGUCAACUGCUCUGAGUUUAUUUGAGCUGCUAUAAUAAUAAAGGAUCGUAAACUGGGAGGCAUGUAAAUAAAAUAAAUUUAUUUCUUACAGUUUUGGAAGCUGGGAACUCCAAAAUCAAGGCUGAUUUGGUUUCUGGUGAGGGCCCACUUGCUCACAUGCGGUGCCUGCUUGCUGUGUCCUCACACAGCGGAAGGGAUGAAGGGUCCCUCCCUGGCCGCUUUCAAAAGGGCACUAAUCUCACUCAUGAGGGCUCUGUGACUACCACCUAAUCACCAUUCAAAACCCCCACUUUCUAAUACCAUCACCUUGGGAGUUAGGAUUUCAACAUGAGGUUUGGAGGAAUACAGACAUUUAGACCAUAGCACGCACAUUCUUAAUGGACUUAGGAAUGCCAACGUUAUUAUACUUUCUUUAACACCAUUCUAAACAACCACUGAGCUAAUAUACAGAGUGUUAAAAUGUUUAGACCCUUAUAACUACCUUAACAAUGUUCUGCAGCUGGUUUUUCUAAAUAUAUCACAGAGGUCUAACAUAGGUGAAAUUCAGAUUUUCUGGAUGGAAGCUGAAAUUGCUUGCAAAGAUUUCUGGUGGGAGUAUUGGCAUCUCAAGAAUGAUAUUUCCCUACACUUAUGUAGUCCCACUUGACACCUUUCAAUCAAAAUACAAAAGAGCCUUGACCUGCCAUUAAAAAUAAUAAGCAGAAUGUCAUUGCCAAAGAUAUCAUAGGUGUUUAAAAGCAAGAUAAAACUUCUUAAAGGGCUCAAAAGCAUUUGCUUGUUAACUAUGUUCUUUUAGCCCAAAGCCAAAACAAAAAAUAAUGCCUUUGUGGCAAGUGUUUUGCUGAGCACUUCUACCUAUGUCUGAACCUUAGGAGGUAUAAUGUAUAUAAGAACAGUUUUACAGAGUUUUUCCCAAUGGCACAGAUACCUGGAACAUAUAAAUUGGAUGAUCACAGAGAUAUCAUGGUAUAUACCUGGGCUUGGAAUGAAAGGACACUGGGUUCAACUCUCAGCUUCAAGUCAAACAAGCUAAAUUCUUUGGCCAAGAAAACGGAAACACCUCCUACCAGAUGCACCUCCAAGUUUCAAUAUGAAAUUUGGAGAGGAUAAAUAUCCAAACUAUUUCAGUGCAUUCUUCCGGAAAUUGAGAGUAAUACUACUCACUUUGCAAAUUCAUGGGAAUUAAACGGCAUAGGCAAAAUAAUGUUCAUUCCUUCUCCUACCCUUGUGACUUGUUUUUUUUUUUCUUGAACUUUACCACUCUAAUUGUUAAAAGUCUUGAAUUUUGCCAUUUUAUUCUAUUUAAUAAACUAUUUAUAAAUCUAGGUAAAUA
Molecule: messenger RNA, 14436 nt
Organism: Callithrix jacchus (white-tufted-ear marmoset)
Lineage: Eukaryota; Metazoa; Chordata; Mammalia; Primates; Cebidae
Gene: GPRIN3
Product: GPRIN family member 3
Biological process (GO): neuron projection development
Cellular component (GO): plasma membrane
Source: RefSeq, a predicted model, not a curated record